AUGGGUAUGAAUAUGGUAAGCAAAGCAACUGAUAGUGCUUUGCAUUGCCUUCAAAAAGAGUUUAGUAGGAUGCAGGUGAUUUCACUAAGUGGAAAUAUGUGUACAGAUAAAAAGCCGGCAACGAUCAACACAAUUCUUGGUCGGGGUAAAUCUGUCAUCGCGGAAGCACGUCUCCCGGCUAGCGUCUUAGCUCAAGUGUUGCACACCAAUGCACAUCGGUUAGCACGAUUAGCACAUGCAAAGAAUUGGAUAGGCUCAUCACUGGCCGGCUGUUCAGGUAUAAUGGGAUCGAAUGCUCAUGCGGCGAAUAUUAUCGCUGGAAUGUUUGCGGCCACUGGUCAAGAUUUAGCUCAGGUGAUUGAUUCCUCGGCGUGUUUAACGCAACUGGAAGUUGACGCCUCAGAUGAUUCACUGAUAGCCAGUGUUACAAUGCCGUGUAUAGAGGUUGGUACAGUUGGUGGAGGUACCCGACUGCCAGCACAACGUGCAUGUCUUGACCUAUUGGAUUUAAGUGUGGAUCGACCAACUGAACAUUUGUCACGUUUGAUUGCUGGAACUGUGCUUUCCGCAGAACUCAGUCUACUCGCAGCUUUGGAUACAGCUGAUUUGGUCAAAGCACAUAUGCAUUUGAAUCGGGCGAAGACGUCAACAACUACUCAGGUGCCUAACAACAACAACAACGCGAACACCAUGAACAACAACAACAACAACGGUAAUGGCACCAAUGAUAAUCCUGAUCCUGCUGCACCAGAUCAUCAUCCUGUUGGAAAUUGUCAUUCAGACGUGCAGACAACUACUGGUCAUUCAGCAGUUGUGGGAGUGCAUGAGAAGCGAUUCUCUGUUAAAAAAAGCGAUCCAGCAAUGAUGAAUUCAGAGAUAUCGCAUUACAUUAUGUAA
Trichobilharzia regenti is the source of this 897-nucleotide messenger RNA. Lineage: Eukaryota; Metazoa; Platyhelminthes; Trematoda; Strigeidida; Schistosomatidae. The record is from the annotation of a GenBank genome assembly.